Messenger RNA from Pezoporus occidentalis (night parrot), 406 nucleotides. RefSeq names its product mitochondrial ribosomal protein L51 (gene MRPL51). Gene Ontology annotation, biological process: translation. Lineage: Eukaryota; Metazoa; Chordata; Aves; Psittaciformes; Psittacidae. Gene Ontology annotation, molecular function: structural constituent of ribosome. Gene Ontology annotation, cellular component: mitochondrial large ribosomal subunit. The record is from RefSeq and is a predicted model, not a curated record.
GUCACCGCGAUGGCGGCGCUGGUGCGGGCGGCCGGGCGAGCCCUGCUGGGCUGCGCCGCGCCCCUGCUCCGCGCCGAGCGGGGCAUUAGCAGCGGCGGCGGGGCGCUGUGCGGGCCAGUGCGGCCUGGCCUCCCCGUGCCGCUGUCUUCGCCCCUGGCAGGCCUCACCCGGCCUAUCCGCAUCAGGGAACCCCAGAAGCGCCAGCAGGUGGAUCGGUGGACGGAAAAACGAGCCUUGGUGGGAGAUCGGAUGUUCAUGGAGGACUACCACAAACUCAACAAGAGGAUCCGGUACUUGUACAAGCGUUUCAAUCGCACUGGGAAGCACCGUUAGGACUGACUGGGGGUUUGAUAUAUGCAGCAUGGUUUUGUGCUGUCGCGGUCAGAAUAAAAACAGCUUUCACACA